AUGGGUCAGCCCGGAGCCAGGGCCUCAUUGGUCAGCCCUAAGCCAGGACCCCAUCGGUCAGCACGGAGCCAGGACCCCAUCGGUCAGCCCUGUGCCAGGACCCCAUCGGCCAGCACACAGCCAGGACCCCAUCGAGCUAGGACCCCGUUGGUCAGCCUAGAGCCAGGACCCCAGCGGUCAGCCCAGAGCCAGGAUCCCAUCGGUCAGCCCAAAGCCAGGGCCCCAUCGGACAGCACAGAUCCAGCAACCCAUCGGUCAUCCCAGAGCCAGGACCCCAUCGGUCAGCCCAGAUCUAGGACCCCAUCGGUCAGCCCAGAGCCAGGACCCCAUCAGUCAGCCCAGAGCUGGGACCCCGUUGGUCAGCCCAGAGCCAGGAUCCCAUCGGUCAGCCCAAAGCCAGGACCCCAUCGGUCAGCACACAGCCAGGAAACCAUCGGUCAGCACACAGCCAGGAAACCAUUGGUCAGCCCAAAGCCAGGACCCUAUCAAUCAGCACAGAGCCAGGACCCCAGCGGUCAGCCCAAAGCCAGGACCCCAUCGGUUAGCCCAGAGCCAGGACCCCAUUGGUCAGCCCAGAGCCAGAACCCCAUCUUCAGCCCAGAGCCAGGACCGUAUCGGUCAGCACGCAGCCAGGUCCCCAUCGGUCAGCACAUGGCCAGGACCCCAUCGGCCAGCACACAGCCAGGACUCCAUCGGUCAGCACUGAGCCAGGACCCCAUCAGUCAGCACGGAGCCAGGACCCCAUGGGUCAGCCCGGAGCCAGGGCCUCAUUGGACCCCAUCGGCCAGCACACAGCCAGGACCCCAUCGGUCAGCCCUGAGCCAGGACCCCAUCUUCAGCCCUGAGCCAGGACCCCAUCGGUCAGCCCAGAGCCGGAAUCCCAUCAGCCAUCACAACGCCAAGGCCCCAUUGUUCAGCACGGAGCCAGGUCCCCAUUGGUCAGCACGGAGGCAGGACCCCAUCUUCAGCCCAGAGCAAGGACCCCAUCGGUCAGCCCAGAGACAGGAACCCAGCGGUCAGCACACAGCUAGUACCCCAUUGGUCAGCAUGGAGCCAGGUCCCCAUGGGUCAGCAUGGAGCCAGGUCCCCAUCGGUCAGCCCAGAGCCAGGACCCCAUCGGUCAGCACACAGCCAGGACCCCAACAGUCAGCUUGGAGACAGGACGCCAUCGGUCAACCCGGAAGCAGGACCCCAUCGAUCAACCUAGAGCCGGGACCCCAUCGAUCUGCCCAGAUCCAGCAACCCAUCGGUCAUCCCAGUGCCUGGACCCCAUCGGUCAACCCAGAGCUAGGACCCCGUUGGUCAGCCCAGAGCCAGGACCCCAUCGGUCAGCCCAGAGUCAGGAUCCCAUCAGUCAGCCCAAAGCCAGGACCCCAUCGGUCAGCACACAGCCAGGAAACCAUCGGUCAGCCCAAAGCCAGGACCCUAUCAGUCAGCACAGAGCCCGGACCCCAGCGGUCAGCCCAGAGCCGGGACCCCAUUGGUCAGCCCAGAUCCAGGACCACAUCGGUCAGCCCAGAGCCAGAACCCCAUCUUCAGCCCAGAGUCAGGACCCCAUCGACCAGAGCCAGGACCCUAUCGGUCAGCACACAGCCAGGACCCCAUCGGUCGGUACGCAGCCAGGACCCCAUCGGUCAGCCCAGAUCCAGGGCCCCAUCCGUCAGCCCUGAGCCAGGACCCCAUCGGUCAGCAUGGAGCCAGGAUCCCAUCGGUCAGCCCUGUGCCAGGACACAAUCGGCCAGCACACAGCCAGGACCCCAUCGGUCAGCACAGAGCCAGGACCCCAUCGAUCUGCCCAGAUCCAGCAACCCAUCAGUCAUCCCAGAGCCAGGACCCCAUCGGUCAGCCCUUAGCCAGGACCCCAACAAUCAGCCUGGAGACUGGACGCCAUCGGUCAACCCGGAAGCAGGACCCCAUCGAUCAGCCCAGAGCCGGGACCCCAUCGAUCUUCCCAGAUCCAGCAACCCAUCGUUCAUCCCAGAGCCAGGACCCCAUCGGUCAGCCCAGAGCCAAGUUCCCAUCGGUCAGCCCAAAGCCAGGACCCCAUCGGUCAGCACACAGCCAGGAAACUAUUGGUCAGCCCAAAGCCAGGACCCUAUCAGUCAGCCCUGA
Messenger RNA from Stegostoma tigrinum, 2112 nucleotides. RefSeq names its product cell surface glycoprotein 1-like. NCBI's taxonomy places the organism in Eukaryota, Metazoa, Chordata, Chondrichthyes, Orectolobiformes, Stegostomatidae. The transcript is spliced from 4 exons. Bases 1 to 2112 code for a protein of 703 amino acids. The record is from RefSeq and is a predicted model, not a curated record.